Molecule: messenger RNA, 889 nt
Organism: Poeciliopsis prolifica (blackstripe livebearer)
Lineage: Eukaryota; Metazoa; Chordata; Actinopteri; Cyprinodontiformes; Poeciliidae
Product: sodium/potassium-transporting ATPase subunit beta-2-like
Exons: 8
Coding region: 110-889 (259 amino acids)
Biological process (GO): intracellular sodium ion homeostasis; potassium ion import across plasma membrane; sodium ion export across plasma membrane
Cellular component (GO): sodium:potassium-exchanging ATPase complex
Molecular function (GO): ATPase activator activity
Source: RefSeq, a predicted model, not a curated record
GCUCCGGGCUGAACGCAGCGUCCCGGUGUCCUUCAUCAUCACCUUCAUCUCCCUCCUCAUCCUCCUGAUCGAUCCUCGCUGCAUCUUCAUCCUCCUCAUCCUCAGCGUCAUGUCCGGAUCAAAGGAGGAUUCCCGCCGCGCCUCCAGCGAUUGGCGGGACUUUUUCUGGAACCCGCGAACGCGCGAGCUGCUGGGCCGCACGGGCACGAGCUGGGGCCUGGUUCUGCUCUUCUAUCUGAUCUUUUAUCUCUUCCUGGCUGGACUCUUCGCUCUCACCAUGUUCAUCCUGCUGCUGACGCUGGACGACUACAAACCCACCUGGCAGGACCGACUGGGGACACCAGGUAUGAUGAUCCGUCCUAAAGGCGACCAGCUGGAGAUCAGGUAUUCUGUUUUGGACCCAGACAGUUGGAACGGCUUCGUCCAGAACCUCAAUGCCUUCCUGACCUCCUACAACGACAGCCACCAGGUGCAGCUGAACGACGACUGUCCACCUGAUCAGUAUUUCAUCCAGGAGGACAGUGGAGAGGUGAGGAACAAUCCCAAACGCUCCUGUCGGUUCAACCGCACCAUGCUGGGCGACUGCUCAGGGAUGGAGGACCGUUCCUAUGGCUACAGCAAAGCCCAGCCCUGCAUCCUGAUCAAACUUAACCGGGUGAUCGGGAUGUUACCUGGGAAGGACGGACAGUCUCCUUAUGUCACCUGUGGAGCCAAGAAGGAGGACAGAGAGAAGAUGGGACCUCUGACCUACUUUCCUGUUAACGCGACCUUUAACCUCAUGUACUAUCCGUACUACGGGAAGAAAGCUCAGGUGAACUACACCCAGCCUCUGGUGGCCGUGAAGUUCCUGAACGCCUCUCUGAACCCGACAUCGUGGAGUGUAAAGUGA